CAAAACAGACUGACCGGGCGGUUCUGCUGCCAAUUUGCUACUGUCAACAAGCUUUGAAUUCUGCUCUGUUGGUUUGUGUAAGUGUAUGUCUUGCUGAAAAGACAAGUUCAGUGCAUCCCUUCAGACGAUGCUCAUCCGGUGAACACGGACAAGGCCACGAGCCCGCCAGUCACGUGGCUACCUUUAAAAAUGUUUUCAUUCUGCGCCGAGUUCAGCAGACACUUGAAGAUUGUUCCCGUGCUGCCCCUCUCUACGCCGACUGCAGAAUUCUUGGAAAGGCCAGGUAGCAACUGCGCGCUAAACCACUGCACGUCAAUGUAACGAAAGUAGAGGCGAGCUAGGGCAUUGAACCCCAUCUCAAUCUGAUUAUCCAUAUUGGGUAGCUGGGAUGGAGGUAAACCGUGGCGCUGGCUUUAAAAGUGCAGCUAAGAGGACGCUCAUGUUAAAAUGAAUGACCUGGAGGAAAUAUCAUCAAACACGGCGGACAUCAUCAGAUCAAAAUACAGUUCCCAGUUUUACAGAGGGCCACUGUGGAGUGAGCCAUGACCUCGGAUGGAUGUCUGGACAACACAGAUCCACUGAAGAGGCUCUCCCUGGAAAGUGGCGUUGUGGAAUACAUGGAUUCUAACAAGUGCGUUGAGGAGCUGCUCAAACAGCUGGAGGAGGAACAGCUUCAUGUGAGAAGGCAAAAGCUGGCCGCGGCUCGCCUGUGGAGGGAAGUCUUACGGACCAAAGGCGAAGGAACAAUGUGGGAGAAGCUGAUCCAGAAGCUGGAGGAAGAGAGAGCCCUGAGACUGGACAGGGAAAAGCACCUGCAGGAGGUCACGGAGGGGUCGGAGGUCGGCCGAGUGCAGAUGGUAUCGCUGCAGCAGCACUUCUCCAGGAUGGAAGAGACGGUGCGUACGCUGCUGCAGAACCAGGGGGCCCUGGACCCCUCCGCCUUGGAUACUGUGGACCUGAUGAAGGCCUACAAGGACAAGCUCUCCGAGGAGGUGCGUAAGCGGAGGGAGAGCCUGGAGGAGGAGGCCAGCCGCCCGGCGGGGGAGGAGGCGCAGCCGGGGAGCGGUGGUGGCGGAGCGGAGGAGGACCGAGAUAAGGAGACCAAGGCCCUCCUGGAGAGACUGCGGGCCCUGGAGGCGGAAAACUCUGCGCUGGCGAUGGAGAACGAGAGCCAGAGGGAGCAGUACGAACGGUGCCUGGACGAGGUUGCUAAUCAGGUUGUGCAGGCCCUGCUUACUCAAAAGGACCUGAGGGAGGAGUGUCUGAAACUGCGUACCCGGGUGUUCGACCUGGAGCAGCAGAACAGGACUCUGAGCGUCCUGUUCCAGCAGCGGGUGCGACCGGCCUCCGACCUCCUCCUCCAGAAACUCCACUCCCGGAUCAUGGGUCUCUCUGCGGGGGACCUGAUCCUGGAUCCAGAGAAGAGUAAAAAUUUCCUGCUGUCCCGUAACUCUGACUCGCCCCCUCAGGACGCCCAGCUGAACGGGAAGGCGGGGGUCCCCGUGGGGAGGUUCCCCAGCCAGCUGAGUCUGACGGUCCCGGCGGCGGGGGGCGGGGGAGGCUACCCCCGGAGCAGCUGCAGCAGCAGCGAGCUGUCCCUGUCCAGCGCCUGCAGCGACUUCUCCAGCGGCUCCCACACCUGGAACGAGGGCCGGUCCAGCGGCAGACUGUCGUCUUUGAACUGGGAGAAAAGAUCAAGCCUGGGCUCAUCGGCACCCAGCAAUAUUUGCGGCCCCGCUGAGGAACAGCUCCCUGCCCGGAAGAAGGAAUGCCACAUUCUGGAGGGGUUGAGGAGGCUCCAGAGGCGCAAGCCCAAAGGCUCUUCCAGAUCCGGAGACUCUAAAUCGGGCUACAAGGACUGCAUGAACUCCAAUGAAGGGAUCUAUUCCCUGGGGACCAAAUGCAGGAGCCAAACGGCACCCAAACCUUCCUCAGCGGACAAGACCGCCAGCCUGUGGGCUGGGGACAAGGGGUUUGUUUACGACUCCGACGAUGCCGAUGAUGAAUUUCCCCGCCCCUGCAGCACAGACCGCUGGGUACCGGGCCACAGGAAGUCAGGUGGCCUCUGCGGCCCAAUGGAGAAACUCAACGCUGGAGUGGGGGCUGCUUCUCCGAAGCGCCCAGCCGUCACUGGCUACGACUCCAAGGAGCGGCCUGAGAAGCUCACGAGCUUCCUCAGCGGCUUCUUCUUCUCCGGUGGGAGAGCCCGCACCACCGCAAACCCUUCCCUGUUGCCGUGUGAGGUGAGCCACGUAGAGGCCGGCCUCUCUCACCCCCACCACUCGGACUCGGACGAGCCCGGGGACCUGGAGAGUAGCAGCGGGCGGUUAGCCUCCCAGCCAGGAAGGGACCCCGGGCGACUCUCCAGGGGGUUCGAGGAAAAGCUAGCGCCCCGAUGCUUGAGGAAGGACCACAACCGAGCGCAGUCUGCGGACAGUAGGCCGAGGCCCCUUAGCCUCAUCGAUCGGCCCAAGGUAUCCAAGAGUGCGCAGUCCGAGGAAUGUCUCGCCAUGGCCUUCAACAGGGAGCAGCCUGUUGAGUAUGGCUCACAGCAUCUUGCAGUCAUGGGUCAAAAUGCGAUCCCAAGACGCCGACCUCAAAGUGCGUGUAUCAGUGAGUACACCCAGCUCGUAUCUCAGGGGAGGCCUACCUGUCAGAGGGGAAGCGAUGUGAGGAAUUACAUCGUCUUAGAGUCACCGGAGAAGCCCGUUGAGCUUCAUUCCCCUAGAACGGGGAGGAAAAGUAUUUUGCACCAGAGUGAGGACUCACAGCAGCAAAAACCCACAAGGUCCCCCAACAACCGCGCUCAGAAAGGUCACUCCGUCCCUCCCAUGGUGAAUGGUGCUUCCGGCCCGAAGGCUAACUUAACUAAGAUCCCUGGCCGAAGCAGGGAAUCUCCCCUCAAGGUGUCCACCGAAUCAGGCGGCGGUGCUUCCGUCGCUCCCCCGAGCCAGGAGCGGUCCCCCUCCUCCCCGCCGGUCAAAUUGUCCAAGUUUGGCAGACCCCCUGGGUGUGGUUACUCUGCUCAGAGCCCCCGAGCGGCUCACCCAAGCUCCAAGCUUCCAUGCAGGACUGAAUGGGGAAAGGGUCCCACCUCCAGCAUCCCAGGCUCUCCGCUCCUGACUAGGAGGCACUUGGAGCCCAUGGACUGUGGCGAGCUGCCCACCCAUGAUGUUGGGCAACAACUUGAACUCAGGUCCCCUUCUCCACCGCCCCCUCCUGGUCGCUCUACCUCCCUACUGAUCAGACCAAACUAUGAGGGCACUCCUCAAGCACUCAGACCUGGGUUUCACCAAAACACACCCAGCACUGUGAGGGUAGCCCCUCAUGGCUCCCAAACACACCCUCAUGCUUCACCAUCUGUGCUUAAUGGACAACAUCCAGGCACUCAUAAGAGCCAAGACACUGCCCUCUGGGAUGCAAGUUAUAACACAGAGGCUGUACCUCAGAGGUUAGUGGAAGGUCCUAGCCACCCCUUUCAAAAAUCUCCCGUUUCUUGUCGUACCCCCUUGAGGGGAUCACCAAAAAAGGUCACUGCAAAGCUCUACCCCUCCUCAGCUUCAGGACAUGCUCCAGAUCUUCACGAUACCAUAUCCAAAGGUUCAAAAAACAGUCUUCAGAAAGGGCAAUCACUGCAGAACACAAAUUGUGGCAAGAAAGGGCAGCUUCCUGAGAAUGGAUACCCCCAGUUGUAUAAGACCUCAGGCAGCUUGCCCAUCUCUCUGCAGGGUCACUCUCCAGACGUUAUAGGGUCCUGCGGGUCUGCUUUGCUGCCUUCCCAAGCAAUGUCAGACCCCGCAGUCCUGGGGCUCAGUCCUCAGAACUCAGCAGAAAGGGUCACAAAAACACGCAUUCCUCUUGGCAUGAAAGCCUUGGUGAAAUCACCUGCUGUGUUGAGGGAAAGCUCCUCUGUAUCAGAGCAGCAGGAUAAAGACCACACCAACAGCACCUCCAAAGGGCCAGCGGCUACGUCCAACACUUUCAGUCUGCGGUUGAGACCUGAAAUCCGCUGCAGCUCGAUGGAUGGAGAGCUGCUCCCUCCAGUGGUGGCCGAGGACGGUUCGCUCUGUGAAGAGAUGGACGCAGAAGGCAGGCUGUUCAAGCGAUCCAUCUCCGUCUCAACCAAGCCCCACUUAAAGCCGGCGCUGGGGAUGAAUGGAGCCAAAGCUCGCAGCCAGAGCUUUAGCACCCACUACAUGCAGAAACCCUGCAUCGGAACGUCAGAGGGACCGGGGAAGGUUCGCACCCACAUCAUAACGAACACGGGCGAUCGAGGGAGCUCCUUGACCAGGCAGAGCUCCCUCGGAGACGGCUUCCAGCCCAGGUCCGCGGGCGGGUCUCGAGAGAGCCUUCCCCAGUGCAUCGUCAACACCCGCCAGGGCCCUCACGGGUGCAUGACUGGCUCCAGCAGCAAUCACGGCCUCCCGGGCAGAAGCGCCGCCAGGGCCAGCGCUCAGAAGGAGGUCCGCAGUCUGCCUCUCAUCGACAGGUUUGGUCCCAGGAGCUCUAGGCGGCCAGCAAAAGUGGCGUCACACCCUCAGUUCGACUCGGAAUCCUUUCCCGUCUACAACCCCGAACUGAAAGUGGAGGGUGUCGGGACGAGACUGCCCGCAGCAAAUAAAUUUGACCUGGCGAGGAGCAUCUCAAAACAACAGGCUGGUGGUGGCGGCGGCAAAGGGCUUGAAGAGCCUGAGAAACUUGUGAGCCCCUCCACCACCUGCACCAUUGAGGAGAAGGUGAUGAUGGGCAUCCAGGAAAAUGUACAGCGAGGCCAGGAGCUGAGCAAGUCCCAGGCGUCUGAAGCUAAGCACAGGACUGGCUCGUCCAUUGCUAACUGGUUUGGCUUCCGCAAAAGCAAGCUUCCAGCCCUGGGGGGCAAGAAAAAUGAUGCCCCUAAAGGAAAAGAGGAGAAAAGAGAGAGCAAAGAGGAGAAGAAAGAGAGCAAGAUUGGCUCAGUGCUGGGAGGCAGGCAGACAAAGCCUGACAAAGCAAAGGAUAAGACGAAAAAUGAAAUGCAUUACAGGGACAGUCACGAUCAAGCGAUAACAGAAAACAGGGAUAAACUAGACUCAAUAAUGGAUCAGUGCCAUUUCCAGAUGGGACAACAUACAAAUCAGAUCCAGCAUUCUGUGAGCUACAUGGGCAAGGAGCAGUUUAUGAAGGAGAUUCUAAUCAGGAGUGUAACUAAGGGCAGUUCCCAUGGUGCAUCUCUCCCAGGCAUCCCCAACAGUCCCCAGGGCAUUUCCAUUGAAAAGAGAGGAAUGGAGGAAGAUAUCGAGAUUCAUGUUGAUGCCAAGACCAAGACUGUGACCCAGAAGAUCAACCUCAGGGGUGAGGCUGAAGCAGACCUCGAACCGGAACCAAACUGUCAAGACCACAUGAUCGGCUCCAGCUGCCAGACCCGAACUUUGGAUAGCGGGAUAGGGACGUUCCCCCUACCUGACUCCGUUGCCCGGGCAACUGGGCGAAACCUCCCCAAAUCCGCAUCCAGCCCCGGGCAGGCUCUUGCCGCACCAGCUGAGCCUGCCGAAGACCCAACUUCAACUUCACCACCCAAGCCACAAGUGCCUUCCAAGUCCAGCCAUGAGAUCCCACACGAUGCCAGCCACGCCCUGCCAGACUGCGCCAAAUCCAGCAGAGAUGUGCGUGACCUACAGACCCACCUGGCUAAACCAACCACCUCAGGUGUGAUGAAAGGUCAGAGGUUAAGCAAGAGUGAAUACAGGACAAGCCCUGCCCAGAGCCCAGAGGAUCAUGGGAAGGAGAAGGAGAAGAGGAAGAACAGCAAUCAGAGCCUGCCCACAGACGGGACGCUUCGAUUCAGCGCGUACUCGGGAAGCAGCGGCAGCGGCGGAGAAACGGACGGCGAGUUGGACCCGUCGUCCGCGGCUGUGUGCCUCGGCCGCGAUGCGUCGCUCAGCGAAACCGGGAGAACGAGACGAGCAUAUCAGGAGGAGGAGGAGGAGCUCCGGAAGGGCAGUGUGCAAAACCACCUGUCAAUCAUGGAGUACUACCAACAGGAAGUGCUCAUCCACUACAGGAGGGAGGAGCAAAGGGAGGCUGAUCAGUACAGCUCAACAGACAGAGAGAGGAAACCCCAGCAGAAGAAGAACAAAAUGGCCGACUCGACGGGCGAGGAGAGCCAGCUCAUCUUCCCGGGCGUCUCCCUGGAGUCGCUCAACGCGCUCAACAGCAACGGCGGGCCACGCCCGGAGACGGAGCGGAAGAGCGGCCCGGACGAGGCGGCGGGAAGAGGGCGGGAGCGGCGGACCGAGGAGCCCUCGUCCGGCUGCUCGGACCAGCCCGGGGCGGACAGCCUGGGGUCGCUGAGCGACUCGCUCUACGACAGCUUCUCCUCCUGCACCAGCCAGGGCUCCAGUGAGGUUUAGACGCGCCGAGUCUGUGCGUCCGUCGCGGUUUGUCUUCGGACUACCAAGCACUUGCAGUAAACAAAAAUGUUUUAAAAAAAAAAAAAGUAAUAAAAAAAAAAGGAACGGACAAGAGAAUCCUCUUCAUGAAAAUUCUGGGGGGACACGGGGAGAAGAGGGUAAUAUUUUAACCCUGUCGCAUUUUUUACCUUUAAAUACUAUCCCUUGGUUUUCUUGACAUUGCACUGUCAAAAAAAAAAUAUUUAUACUGUACAACACUGAGUUUCCUCUGAAUUUUUACAAAUGAUAUUUAUAUUUGUAGCGACAGCAACAGCAAAUAUGAAAGCAAUAAACCUUUCUGCUUGUGCCAUUCCCCCAAUUUAUGAAGUCUGAAAACAACCAAACUAUCUCUUUAUUACUUCCGUUUACCAGGAAUUACUUUUGGUAAUUUGGUACAGUCAGGAAUUAGAUUCAGAAUGUUGAAUAAUUCUGGAAAAGGUGGUACAAUGGUGAACAUGUCUGUACUGUUUGGCAUUUUCUACACAUUAUGCGACCUGUCGAACAGACAGAUAAAAUCUUUUAAUAUGUUAUAAUGUCACAUUUAUGCAUAAUGCAGUUUUAGAAAAUCUGAUUUGUAUUUGAAUGCAUUUGAAUUUAUUGGCUCUGAGAAUCAUAUUGGUUUGUUAUGCAUGCAUUUUACAAGUUUUUAUUUUUUAUUUGCACUAUUACAGCUGCAUAUCUGACUGGACCAUAAGCCACACAGAACUGCAUAUUUGGAAAAGAAUGGAUAGAGUUGAAGGAAUCAGUGUAAUCUGAGAAACUAAUGUUAACUCAUUUUCUAUACUGGUGACUGUAGAACAGUGGAAACUUGCAUAGAACGUACUUUUGUAUACAAUUACACUGGUUUGCGAGUCAUUUAUAACAUAGAACAUUUAUGUAAUAUGCAUUACAUAGAUUCAUAGAUGGUACAGUGCAUAUGCACCCAUUUAGUAUUUUACAUCAUUCAUUAAAUAACAGGGUCAGUGAUAGUAGCUCAGGGAAAAUACUGGCUAUAUGCAAAUACAAAAACAUAAUUGUGAAUAAUUCAUAAUUCUGUGAUUUUUAAAUUGGAGUAUCAUCGCAAAGGAAAGAGCAAUUAAGUUAACGUGCUUGAAGUUUCAGAAAAAAAAUCCCUUCUGUGCAGUCAACUAUGACACUGUUUACAAAUUGAUUUUGAAGCAUCAGAUCUCAUAUUUCCUGACUUGAUUCUUCUCUUGCUGCUUAUGAUGUCUAAAGAGUUCAAACAUUUUCACCAUUUAACUAUACUUUCCAUAGUAACACUUUACAAUAAGGUCACAUGAAUUGGCGUUAACUAAUGUAGUUGUUAACAUGAAUUAAUGAGGCACGAAUACAUUAAUUAAGCAUGGGAUUUUGUUGGUAGUUAACAAAUACAUUAACUAAUGUAUUAUGUUGCAUGAUUAUUUAUACAUUAGCAAAACAAAGAUAAACGGAUAAUUAGUUAACCAUUAACAAAUACAUGAAGUUUUUUUUUUUUUGUUUUGUUUUAUCCCAGUAUGAAUUGGCAUUAACUAAUGUAGUUAUUGACAUGAAUUUAUGAUGUACAAAUACAUUAACAAAGCUGUGCGGAUUAACAUUUCCGUUAAUUAAUAGUUAACAACUAUAUUAGUUAACGUCAAUUCAUGUGACCUCAUUGUAAAGUGCUACCAUUUCCGCUUCCAUUUUUUUAAAUGUCUUUGAGUGAAUUAUUGCUACUAGGCAGUGCUGUCACAGGGUCAAAAAUUGAUAUGGCAGACAAGUAUUCAGCAUGCAUCUUAAACUCCUACAUGCCAAUAAUGUCAAUAAUUGCUUCAUAAAUGCUGAUUUCGAUUUUCUGAACACCUCCCUCAGUUGACAGUGUUUUCAUGCUUUGAAACAUUUUCCUUUGUGGGAAAGUCUGUAGAUAUUUUAAGAUAAAUGUUUUAUUGAUCUGUAGAAACGGUCACUCAGUCCAUAUUGAAGUUAACUCAAUAAGUUGAUAUUCAGGCCAUGGGAACAUGCCAAAAAAAUCAAGUUAUCGCAGGAUUUUUCAAGGUGCUAAUCCAGUGUACACUGUGUUCCUUUGUUUAAAUCUUUUCUAUGAAACUGUUAAUAUGUACUGAGAAAGUUAAAGGACAAGGGUAUUUUUCUAGCUGUUAUGUAUUUAUAACCACUUUUGUAUAUGGAACUGUAUAGCAGUGUAAUUGUAUUAUUCUUUAUGUCUCCUCAGUUCUUCUAUUUUAAAGAGAGAAUCCAAUACCAACAGUGUUAUUUUGGUAAUAAUUUGUGCAAUUGCCUGUUACAUUAGACCUCUAUGCUAUAUUUUAUGUAUGUACGCUGUCAGGAAGAAAUAAAAUUAUUUCCAUUUGCAAAUUUUAAUUC
This is a messenger RNA of Anguilla rostrata (American eel), 8765 nucleotides long. RefSeq names its product nck-associated protein 5-like. NCBI's taxonomy places the organism in Eukaryota, Metazoa, Chordata, Actinopteri, Anguilliformes, Anguillidae. The record is from RefSeq and is a predicted model, not a curated record. The transcript has 21 exons. Gene Ontology annotation, cellular component: microtubule plus-end. Gene Ontology annotation, biological process: microtubule depolymerization; microtubule bundle formation. The coding region runs from base 543 to 6389 and encodes 1948 amino acids.